CGCCUGCGAUACGGCCGUUGCAUGUAUUGGCAAAGGGUGUCCCAAAGAGGUGUAUCGCAUCGACAUCGACAUCACCAUCAACGGUACCAUCAGGAACCAGACGACAGCGCGGAUAUCUAUCCUCGUCGACUUCAACACCGAUGGCAAGAGUAUCUUUGUCUCUCCCUACGUAUUCUCCAAACACACGAAGGAGAAUACAUACGUCUUCUAUUUCUGGACAUGGUACCAUCACACGUCCAGAGCCUGGUACAGGAAUCAAAGUCACAUUCAUGGAUCCCAAGGGAAAACUCCUCAAGACAGUCGAAGUGAACGAAGGUGACAACCUGCUUGAGAUCGCGCACGAGCACGACAUCGACCUGGAAGGUGCCUGCGAUUGUUCAAUAGCAUGUUCAACAUGCCACGUCAUCCUCCGACCCGAGGAUCACGACAAGCUCGAGGAGCCGAGUGAUGACGAGAAUGACAUGCUGGAUAUGGCGUUCGGGCUGACUGACACAAGCCGACUUGGUUGUCAGGUCAAGAUGAGGCGGGAUCUGGACGGACUAGUCGCUACUCUACCCAGCGCUACGAGGAAUAUGUUUGUGGAUGGCGCAAAACCGACCAAGCACUAGAUGGGCUA
Messenger RNA from Dacryopinax primogenitus, 616 nucleotides. RefSeq names its product ferredoxin. The record is from RefSeq and is a predicted model, not a curated record. Gene Ontology annotation, cellular component: mitochondrion. Lineage: Eukaryota; Fungi; Basidiomycota; Dacrymycetes; Dacrymycetales; Dacrymycetaceae. The coding region runs from base 141 to 608 and encodes 155 amino acids. Gene Ontology annotation, molecular function: 2 iron, 2 sulfur cluster binding. The transcript is spliced from 4 exons. Gene Ontology annotation, biological process: positive regulation of oxidoreductase activity; P450-containing electron transport chain.